GUCAAUCGGUUGUGAUUCAUCUGCCAUGGCCUCCCAACCGCCGCCGCCGCCGGAAAAAUUCCCCCAACCCGCUCCCACCACCAUAUUCACCAUCGGCGACGACCUCCUCCUCGAGAUCUUCGUCCGCCUCCCCUCGCUGCCGUCCCUCGUGCGCGCCGCCUUCGCCUGCCGCGCCUUCCUCCACGCCGUCCGCUCCUUCCCCACCUUCCGCCCCCGGUUCCGCGACCUCCACCCGCCGCCGCUCCUCGGCCUCUUCGUCAGCCACCGCGUCGGAGACAUCCCUUCCUUCGUGCCCCUCCGCGGCCUCGCCGACCCGGACCAAUCCGCCGUCGUCCGCGGCUCCGAUUUCUUCCUCACCCGGGUCCCCGACGACCAGGGCUUCUGGAACGUCACCCACUGCGGCCACGGCUACCUCCUCCUCCACAACUGGGAACACAGGCUCUUCGCCGCCUACAGCCCGCUCGCCGGCGUGCUGCACCGGAUCACCGCGCCGCCGGAGGCCGUCCGGGAGCUCUACAUCCUGUCUCCCCCGGAACAGCCCCACGGGUCCUUCCGCCUCGUCUGCGUCCAGGAGGACGGCCUGCAGGUGCGCGCCGUCGUAUUCUCGUCCGACACCGGGGAGUGGCAGGUUCUGCCGUGGGUGCAGGCCGCGGCGAUCAACAAAAACCACCCCGGGGACGACAAGCACUGCCUCCCGCCCAGGACUGGCAAGCUCGUGGAUGGGCGCAUCUACUGGACGAGACACGACUACGUGAUCGUGCUCGACACCGUGACGCUGCAGUUCUCUUCCAUGAACCUGCCGCCGUACAUGUACGGGCAGAAACCUUUUGUGGUUGGCGAGACCAAGGAUGACAAGCUCUGCAUGGUUUGCGCGAUCGAUGAGGAGGACACGAUCGCUGUUUGGGUCUGGAGAGCUGACGCUGGCCGUGUCGAGGAAUGGGUGCUGGACAAGGAGAUCGAAUUGGAGGAUCUGUCCGCGCUGAAGCUGGUGGCGGUUAAGCAGGGCUUUGUGCACUUACACUGGAUGGCCGUUGAGGAACCGGGAAAUGUUCCUCUUUGCCACUUCUUCUCCCUCUGCCUGGAGAAAGAAGAGAUGAAGAAGAUCUUUGCUCUCUAUGAAUACGAAAUGGAGUGGUCCUAUCCCUACAUCAUGCCGUGGCCUUCUUCCUUGGUGUGCAACAAGGUGAACCCUCAAAUUUAAGCUGAUGGUCGACCAAGAACAAGGAUACUCAAUCCAUAUUAUUUUGUUGCACUACACUUAAUCGGUAUGUUAUGUGCUCAUGGUUUGCUAUGGUAUUAGGAUGCAAUGCUGGUUAGUUUAUUCACUUGUAGAAUAAGUCAAGACGAUGGAUGUUUUUAGGAAUCACAACCAGUCAUCUGUGAACUUUCUUUGAGCAAUAAUAAUCUGUGAACUUCUGUAUGUCCAAAAAUAAGUACCCCAUUCUUAGCUUCUUUGAUCAUUGCCAGCUCUGUGCUAGAGCUUUGAGUAAAUGACCUGUUUGGAAGAUCAGUCCUAUCCUGGGCUAACCAUAUUGUACUGCUCAGCCUAUAUUGACCAUGUUGCCGUUGCAAAGACAAAUUUGAUGAUCUUUUAGCCGGUUGCUUCA
This is a messenger RNA of Lolium perenne, 1607 nucleotides long. RefSeq lists its product as uncharacterized. The record is from RefSeq and is a predicted model, not a curated record. Lineage: Eukaryota; Viridiplantae; Streptophyta; Magnoliopsida; Poales; Poaceae. Gene Ontology annotation, molecular function: protein binding.